GAGCUCAUUUGUGCUCUGACGUGCCCUGACGGAGAGAGAGAGAGAGAGAGAGAGAGAGAGAGAGAGAGCGAGAGAGUCUGCUGGUUCCGAUGAAAGAACUCAGCCGUAACUCGGGGUGUAUUUCCUAACCCGGGUUAACCAUCCACAUGCGCUGACACAACCCGAAGCGGUCCACACAUCUCGUCGGACGGCGGAGGGAGCUUUUACUCGGCCGUUGUGACACAUUGUGAGUCCACAGAGAAGACGCGCGCGCUGAGGGGGGAAGAUGUUGCUGAAGGAGUACAGGAUAUGCAUGCCCCUCACCGUGGAGGAGUAUCGAAUCGGGCAGCUCUACAUGAUCAGCAAACACAGCCACGAACAGAGCGAUCGAGGGGAAGGUGUGGAGGUCGUCCAGAAUGAACCCUACGAAGACCCGACACAUGGCCAAGGACAGUUCACAGAGAAACGAGUCUACCUCAACAGUAAAUUACCCAGCUGGGCUCGAGCAGUGGUUCCUAAAAUCUUCUACGUGACAGAAAAAGCCUGGAACUAUUACCCAUACACCAUAACAGAAUAUACUUGUUCAUUCCUGCCCAAGUUCUCCAUUCACAUAGAGACGAAAUACGAAGACAACAAAGGAUGCAACGACAAUAUCUUCGACACGGAGCUGAAGGAGCAGGAGAGGGAGGUUUGUUUCGUUGACAUCGCCUACGAUGAGAUCCCCGAGCGCUACUAUAAAGAGUCUGAGGAUUUGCGAUAUUUCAAGUCGGAGAAGACGUCUCGAGGGAUCCUGCAGGAAGGGUGGAGGGACACUCAGGACCCCAUCAUGUGCUCGUACAAACUGGUCACUGUUAAGUUUGAGGUGUGGGGUCUGCAGACACGGGUCGAACAGUUUGUGCACAAGGUGAUUCGGGAUGUGCUGCUGCUGGGACACAGGCAGGCCUUUGCCUGGGUGGAUGAAUGGAUUGACAUGACAAUGGAUGAGGUGAGAGAGUUUGAGCGCACCAUCCAGGAGGCCACCAACCAGAAGAUCGGGAUGUUUCCACCUUCGAUCUCCGUUAACGCAACACCCCUGUCAUCCUUCGCCCUGACCGGCCCCGCCAGCGCCCCCUCCACCCCCAUGUGCACAGAUGCGCCCGAAUCCCUCUCCGUUCCCAAGGACCGACCACGCAAAAAGUCCGCUCCAGAAACUUUGACCUUACCCGAACCCGUCCCAGAGUCCCCCGUGUCAGUUUCAAACCACCUCCAAUCAGACGCAUCGCCAUCUUCCACCUUGGAUAUUGAAGAGAUGGGAGAGUAGAUAG
This is a messenger RNA of Sphaeramia orbicularis (orbiculate cardinalfish), 1283 nucleotides long. RefSeq names its product cytoplasmic phosphatidylinositol transfer protein 1. Lineage: Eukaryota; Metazoa; Chordata; Actinopteri; Kurtiformes; Apogonidae. The record is from RefSeq and is a predicted model, not a curated record. Gene Ontology annotation, cellular component: cytoplasm. The transcript has 9 exons. The coding region runs from base 266 to 1279 and encodes 337 amino acids. Gene Ontology annotation, molecular function: phosphatidylinositol transfer activity; phosphatidylinositol binding. Gene Ontology annotation, biological process: phospholipid transport.